Colletes gigas is the source of this 2766-nucleotide messenger RNA. Its product is annotated as endoglucanase E-4-like. The coding region runs from base 486 to 1913 and encodes 475 amino acids. NCBI's taxonomy places the organism in Eukaryota, Metazoa, Arthropoda, Insecta, Hymenoptera, Colletidae. The transcript is spliced from 7 exons. Gene Ontology annotation, molecular function: hydrolase activity, hydrolyzing O-glycosyl compounds. Gene Ontology annotation, biological process: carbohydrate metabolic process. The record is from RefSeq and is a predicted model, not a curated record.
UCGACCAAGGAUCCUCGUAUUCGAAGAUUCACUCGUAUUUUUUAUUCGAAUCUCGAUCGUCGAACGCGCUCGAAGCGUUACUCGGUCAAAGAAAUUGUAGUGUUUGGUCAAGGAUCCCUAAUUGCGACGAUUCAUUCUUACAUAAACGAGGAAAGAAACAAAUGGAAGAAUAACAACGUCGUUUAACACUUCUGGAGUUUAUCGACGAAUUAAAAACCAGCUGAUUAGAUUGAAAACAAAUCGGUGGACCAUUUGGAGUCGAAACGAAGCGACAACCGAGGGGAUCGAGUCAUCGAGGAGCCUCAAAUUACCAACGAUUUGCGAUUGAAGAGGGAACUCGAUUGGAAAAUAUUCGCGAGAGGUGCACGCGAACGAUCGAUAUGCGACUCGAGAAACAAUCAACGCUAAUCGUGUCGAACACAGCGAAAAGGUGAUCAACGAUUACUCCUGGUCCCACGUAGACAGUUGUGGGAGGAAGGUCGAGGAUGAAGCUGAACGUGUUCGCUGCCUGUGUCGCGGCUCCGAUGAUAGCGUCGAUCGCCCUGAUCAACGUUAUCGACGCGAACCCGCCGUACUACGUAAAACCCAUCGAAGACGAGAACGAUUACGCUCGCGUCUUGGAGCUCUCGCUGUUGUUUUACGAGGCCCAGCGAUCGGGAAGGCUACCGAAGAGCAAUCGAAUACAUUGGAGGGGGGAUUCAGCGUUGGAAGAUCACGGUCUGAACGGCGAGGAUCUGACCGGAGGCUAUUACGAUGCUGGCGACUUCGUGAAGUUUGGCUUCACAAUGGCGGCGACUACGACUUUGUUGGCGUGGGGCGCGGUCAGCUGGCCGGAAGCCUACACUGCCGCUGGACAGCUGAAUGAAGUUCGCGAGGCCAUCAGAUGGGCCACGGAAUACUUCAUCAAGUGUCACGUCAGCGAGUACGUCUUCUACGGGCAGGUCGGUGAUUUCUCGCUGGAUCAUACCUUCUGGGGCAGACCGGAGGAACUGAACACCACCAGGCCCGCUUAUAAGAUCGAUCCUGAACACCCUGGCUCCGAUCUGGCGGGCGAAACGGCGGCCGCCCUCGCUGCUUCCAGUAUAGUUUUCCGCGACCAGGAUCCGGAGUACAGUGCUCGAUGUCUGAAGCACGCCAAAGAAUUGUACAGAUUCGCGAACAGAUAUCGGGGACUUUAUCACGAGGCGAUCCGGGGAGCUGCCCAAUACUACGAGAGCACCGAUUACGGCGACGAAUUGGCCUGGGCGGGUGCCUGGCUCUUCAAAGCCACCAACGACACGAUGUACCUCGAGGAUGCAGAGCAUCAUUAUCAACAUUUCCAUCUCAGAGAGAGACCUAAUGAAUUCUUCUACAACAAAAAGGUCGCCGGGGUUCAGGUACUGUUGGCACAACUGACUGGUCAGCAAGAGUAUCAGAACGCCGCGCGUGCCUUCUGCGACUUUUCCGUGCGCCAGCAGAAGCGCACCACGAAGGGGUUGCUCUACAUCGACAAAUUCGGCACCCUGUGCCACGCAGCGAACGUUGCGUUCGUUUGCAUGGAAGCAGCCGAUUCGCCUGGCAUCGGUGACCCCCAGGAAUAUCGUCAAUUUGCCGAGCAACAAAUUUACUAUAUGCUAGGGGGCGGCGGCAGGAGCUACGUGAUCGGAUGGGGACGAAAUCCGCCGAAACAGCCUCACCACGCGGCGUCCUCUUGCCCCGACAGGCCAGCAGCCUGUGGAUGGCCCGAAUUCGACAAAGACGCGCCAAACCCCCAAAUUCUAUACGGCGCUCUGGUCUCCGGGCCCGACGAGGCCGACGAGUUCCACGAUCAUCGUGAAGAUUACGUGUACACCGAAGUCACGCUGGACUAUAACGCCGGUUUCACGAGCGCGCUCGCCGGACUAUUGCAAUUACGGGUCAAAAGCACGACAUAACUCGUGACGAGCGUCUUGCAACAGUUACAACCGCGGAUCGACGGAUCCUUUUGUUCCCCGUCCACGAGUGCACGUGGGAGAUGGCGAAAUUCGAAUAUUAUCCUCGCUAUUCCGAUCGAAGAAUUUCUUCUUUUACCAGCGGAUAGGGCGCGAGCGAUACGCGUCGAUUUCUAUUGAAAAUUCGUGAUUUCGAGUGUGAAAGCGACGGAAACUCGACGUUGAUAAGCUUCAAGCAGCGAUCAGAUUAAUAGUCGACGGAGAACUGUAAACUCGAUGAAAUGUUUCUUCGAAAUUACGAUAUCGAUGAUUAUGAUAGUGUCAAUGUUUUGAGCUCUACAUAAUUGUAACAGAUUGGGGUUUUAUUUUAAUUAUAAACGAUGAGAUAUUAUUUAGCAAUUAAUGCAAUCCUUGCAUAAGGGCUGUAAUUGAAGGGAAUACGAAACUUUAUAUAUUUAUUCGUCGCGAGUAUAGACCGAGGCGAAGAAGAUGAUGGAGGCAUUAUUUAACAGAUCAGGUGUAAUAUAUAAUAGUUUUAGAGACUUCGCGAAAAUUGUGUUUGUAAAAUUUAUCUAACGAUCUUAUAUUUUCAUUUGAAUGACUAUAAGAAACCUACGUUCUUCGUUUUUCCACGUCUAUCCCCAAAGUUAUUCUAAUAUCCGACGAACAUGCGACGAGCUUAUUACGAUGUACACAAAUGUUGCUUCGAGGCGGAAAGUAACGUGAAGAUAGAGCAAACAAUUGUUCCUGUCGCGUGCGAGAUAAGCUUUCGAGUUGUCUUAUUGUUUGACCCCGUAUUAUUUAUAUGCUUACGUAUCCAUUAGAACGAUGUAACGUUUUAUACGCGAGGACUAAU